ACGAGCAAUUUUGUUCAAUGCAAGCUCAUUUAUAAUCUACAAAGAUUAUUCAUCAAUAUGGCAACUCGGGAGAUAUUGACACUGCAAUUAGGACAUUAUUCCAAUUAUAUUGGCACCCACUGGUGGAAUCUUCAGGAAAGUAAUUUCUCCUACGAUCCUGAAAACCCAUCGGAAAUAAACAAUGAUGUUCUGUACCGAGAAGGAGAAACAGCCAGGAAACAAGUGACUUACACUCCUCGAUUAUUAGUAGUGGAUUUGAAAGGAACGCUGGGUUAUCUGAACCGCCAAGGAAAUCUCUAUGAUGAGAGAACAACUGACGAAAAGCCAGUUCCAUUAUGGGAUGAGAGCCGAACAGAACUGCAGGAAGAAGAAACUCCUGGGAAGUCAUCGUUUCUCCGCAGUUUGGAAGAGAAUGAAAAUAAAACAUCAACAGAAUCAUCGAGUUUGGAGACAGAGAUAAACAGUUGGGUGGAUUAUUUGGUGCCUAGAUUUCAUCCGAGGACAAUAAACGUUGUAACGGAAUACAAACAUGAAUGUCCUGACCAGCCGUUUGACGUUUUCAAUUAUGGUGUAAACUUAUGGCAGAACGAACAGUUCGAGGACGAUUUUAGCGAUCGAAUAAGAUCUUACGUCGAAGAAUGUGAUAUGAUGCAGGGUUUUCAAGUUUUGCUGGAUUCCCAGGAUGCUUUUGGAGGCCUGGGGUCGAGCUGCGUCCAACAUUUGCGCGACGAGUACGGCAAAAGUAUCAUUGCUUUUCCAAGUAUAGAUGGAAAAAAUGAGGAACCUUCGGCAAAGGAUUUGAUAAGAGUCGUGAACACCGCAUUGUGCUGGCAACAAAUCAGUGAGAAUUCUUCGUUAUUUAGUCCGCUGUGCUGCGGAAAUAAAGGUUGGCCAAAUGCUGGUGAAGCCAGAAGCUUUCGGAACCUCAACUAUGAUCUGCAACUGAAAUACCACACGAGCGCUCUCUUGGCCACUGCUCUCGACACUCUCAGCUUACGCUACAGACUGAAAGCCCAUCGAAUUUCAGUCCUCUCCGAUCUCUGCGCCGAUUUGAAUAAACUGGGACGAAAAGCUGUUGCGACCAGUCUCAGUCUACCAUUUCCAAUGACUGUGAAACGAGAUCUGAUCGAUGUACUGGAUGACCUUGACGCACCCACGUGGACCAGCUUAACACCGAAUUGCGAAAUUCCAAUCGACAAACAAAUGCAGAGCAUCGCCCUUCGCGGUAUUCCUGAAGAACGACUCAAACGACCCCUCGAACAAGCUAAAAAACAAAUGGCCAUGCCUGCCUACCGAUGCUCCACCGUUCACGAAAUGAUGACAAUGUUUCUUGCCUACAGUUGUCAAGCCUCUGCCAUUUAUUUCACCAACGCUCAAGCUCCCCUCAAAAUCGCUGAUCCUUUUCCACGAAUUUUCAAUAAUAAUGUUCAUGCUAAUGGAGAUGUUGCUGGUUGGCCCGUUGGCGAAGAUGUCAAAUCAGUGCCUGUUCUCGCGGGUCUUCACAGUGGAAGCAGCUUGUCCAAAAUGUUCGAAUCUCUUCACGAACAAGCCUCGAGAGUAAAGAACAUCAAAAGAUUUCAUGCUUUUGGAGAUUCGGGUCUGGAGCAGGACGACUACACCGAGUGCCUUAAUUAUUUGCUCGACAGCAAAGAAUCUUUUGAGGAUCAUUACGAUUGAUCACUUCAUCGCCGCUAAACAACUCGUUUAUUUUCAACACGUUUGAAUUAUUUACUUUUUUUAUACUUAAAGUCAUCGAACUUCAUUUGCUUACUAGCGCACAGAUCAAGUUUAACUUAAGAAACGAGAGUGGUUUUUACCACGUUGCGAGUAAAUCAAAUAUUUUCCGAAAAAUUUUACUUUCAAUGCACUCCAAGUUUAAGUAUUAUUAUUUAUUUUCAUAAUUAAAUGAAAUAACAUUUUCUCGAGAUACUGAAGAAUUUUCUUGUCGUUUUCAUACCCCAGUUUUUCCGUAUUCACGUUUGACACGAAAUUUUGAUUGUGCAUCGAAUCCAAACCUCGUUAAUAACUUUGUUUGAUGUCGAAUAAUUCCAGCAGGAGAUUCACGACGAUGUACACGAACCGAGUUUGUAUAGUGCGCUUAAUCGGUAAUGUGCGUGCUUCGAAAUUCACCCGAAGAGUUUCAAUCCCAAUGUGUUGGAGGUAAAACGAUGCGAGGUGAUUCGAAACGUGGGUGCGAAGCGGGCGCGGCUCACCACUCUUCAAACUACAUAAGGCGAUUAAUACUUUUAUCAAUUUAAUCAAGUUGAUUAAAACAGUGUCUCCAAUACAUUCCUACAUUGAUUAUGCACAAAACUUGUCACGAGACCGAAAUUUGAGCGAGUUAAAAAAACGUUUUCCAGAAAAACAACGAAUUUUUUAACAGUAAUUCAAUAACUAAUGAGAAACUGGAUAAAAAGUUGUGUGAAUUGCGAGUUCAUGAAAUCUGAAUACUUUUUCGAUUAAUUUGUUUCAAAACGCGAGCAAAUGUUAGUGAUUGUAAUAAAAAUACGAAGAAUGAUGA
Molecule: messenger RNA, 2521 nt
Organism: Venturia canescens
Lineage: Eukaryota; Metazoa; Arthropoda; Insecta; Hymenoptera; Ichneumonidae
Gene: mst
Product: misato mitochondrial distribution and morphology regulator
Exons: 4
Coding region: 58-1677 (539 amino acids)
Biological process (GO): mitochondrion organization
Cellular component (GO): cytoplasm; mitochondrion
Source: RefSeq, a predicted model, not a curated record